UUAAAUAACCGGAAUCGGUUAAUAAAAAAAAUAACCGAAACCGGUUAACUGGUAUUUGCAUCUCUACCUACAACUCAAAGGCAUCUUCCUUCAUUUCGCUGCUGUCUGCAUCUCUCAUUUCCCCUGAGACUCGCUAAAUCUUCGUCAACACAAUAUCCACUAGUUAGGGUUUUACAUUUUGGAUGCAUCAUGACUAGUGGAAUUAGGCUUUUGUUCUCGACAGCGAAAACGUCGAGUAGUAGGAUGAUGACGUGUAACACUAUUCCAAAACCUAACAAUGUGAAUCAAGUUGUUGCGAAAUUGAGACCUUGUUUUAGUAGUGUAGGCCGUCAAUAUUUGACUAACCGAAGUAACAAUAUGAAUGUAGUUCCACCUAGAAUGUCGAACCUAAGCCUUGAGAGUAGUUAUCCGUUUUUAGGAUUAGGCACGGCGUGUUUGUUGAACCGUAGGUUGUUUUCGUCGUCUGCUGGUGGUAGUCGUGGAGAAAACGUGGCAAGUUCGGGUGCUAGUAGUACUAAUGGAGUUGACGGAAAUGAUUUGAUACAUAAAGUGAAGGAGGUUUGGGAGUCUGGUGUGAAUAUAGUUUCGCAGACUGGGGAAAAGGCGAAAGAAGCUUUAGGUGAAGCGUCUCCUCAUGUGGAGCAGUUACUUGAGACACAUCCGUAUCUUCGUGAUGUGAUUGUUCCGGUUAGUGGAACUUUAGCUGGGACUGUAGCUGCUUGGGCUAUCUUGCCGACAGUUUUUAGAAGGUUUCAUAAGUACUCUGAACAAGGGCCGGGUUCGCUUGUACCGGCGGGAUCAUUGUGGGGAGCGGUGCCUUAUGAGAAAAGUCUUUGGGGUGCUUUGGAAGUUCCAGUGAAGUAUCUCAUAACUUUCAUGGCGUUUUCACAGAUAGGUGCGAUGGUAGCUCCAACAACAAUUGCAUUGCAGUCCCUUGGACCUGUCUGGAAAGCUGCUGUUGUUCUCUCGUUUGUGUGGUUCUUGCAUCGAUGGAAGACAAAUGUCGUGAGUCGUGCUUUGGUUCUGAAAUCUGGUGCUGACCGUGAUAAGUUGAUGGCUUUGGACAAUUUCUCUUCUGUUGGUUUGUUUGUAAUUAGUGGCAUGGUAUUAGCUGAAGCCUCUGGGGUGGCUAUGCAAACUGUAUGGACUGUUGGAGGGAUUGGAGGGAUUGCAACUGCUUAUGCUGCUAAGGACGUCCUUGGCAAUGUCUUGAGUGGGUUAUCUAUCCAAGCUUCACAACCCUUUUCAAUUGGAGACACAAUCAAAGCUGGAGCUGUGGAAGGUCAAGUUAAAGAGAUGGGACUCACAACUACCUCAUUGCUUAGUGCAGAACAACAUCUUAUAGUAGUUCCAAAUUCGUUGUUCUCUGGUCAGGCUAUCGUGAACAAAUCACGUGUUGGAUGGCGUGCUAUGGUAUCCACAAUACCUGUGCAGAUUGAUGACUUCGAUAAGAUCCCCCUGAUAUCUGAGGAAAUAGAGAACAUGAUGAAAGCUAAUGCCAAUGUUUUCUUGGAAAAAGAUCAGCCUUAUUGCUAUCUCUCACGAGUGGAAAGAUCGUUUGCAGAGCUUAGUCUUGGAUACAACUUAAAACAGAUGAACAAAAACAAGCUAUUCGCUGCACAGCAGGAUCUUAUUCUCCAAUCUGCUGGGAUUAUUAAGAAGCACGGGGGCAUGUUGGCUAGGACAUGGGAAACAUAGAAAUUUGGUUAAUUUCUUGACUUAGAAACAAAUACUUCAACUAAAUAGGUUACCUAUAUGCCUAUAUCUCUACGGUGAAUAGUAAAUACUUGGCAAGAUGCUGGUUGAUAAGUACGGUUCCUCUUGGAUCAAGUCUUUUGAACUUAAUGAGCGCUAAUGUUUGACGAGUACAGUUUGUCACAGAUGUAGUCUUUUGAACAAAAUGACUGUUGGUAUUUGACAAGUAAAGUUCCGCACGAAUCAACUCUUUUGAACUCAAUGAGCAUUGAUAUCUUUGAA
Messenger RNA from Erigeron canadensis, 1977 nucleotides. Its product is annotated as mechanosensitive ion channel protein 1, mitochondrial-like. NCBI's taxonomy places the organism in Eukaryota, Viridiplantae, Streptophyta, Magnoliopsida, Asterales, Asteraceae. The transcript has 7 exons. Gene Ontology annotation, biological process: transmembrane transport. Bases 190 to 1698 code for a protein of 502 amino acids. Gene Ontology annotation, cellular component: membrane. The record is from RefSeq and is a predicted model, not a curated record.